UUUGGGAAGUUGUUGUUAGAUGUCGCUGCUUUUUUCACAACUCGGGUGGUGUUGGUCAAAAAUCCACCAGGGAUAGAAGUUAAAUAAAAUAAGAACAAUGGCCAACUAUUUAUUACGUCGUGCUAUAAUAGACGCUAUUCGUGUCCCAGUGGGCACCAGAGCAUCCAGUGAGCUGGCCAAGAUUGGCAACCGUGAAUGGGUGGGCUAUGGCUACAAUGGCCAGCCGACCUACGUAGACAGGCCUGACUUCCCUCUACCCGCUGUCAGGUUCCGCCCUGACACACCUGAUGUUAAGGUUCUCCGUGAAAAGGAAAGGGGUGAUUGGCGUAAACUGACUUUAGAGGAGAAGAAAGCGUUGUACCGCGCUUCUUUCUGCCAGACGUUCGCAGAGUUCCAGGCUCCUACUGGAGAGUGGAAGGGAGUCGUCGGCUGGUCUCUUGUGUUCAUCUCUCUAUCUCUAUGGGUUUACAUGGGAAUGAAAUUGUUCGUGUACAGUCCUCUGCCGGCGUCGUUCGACGAGGACGCGCAGAAGGCCCAGCUGAAGAGGAUGCUGGACCUCAAGGUCAACCCCAUCGAUGGACUUUCCUCCAAGUGGGACUAUGAGAACAACCGCUGGAAGUAAACUAUGGUGUAGCGCUUUCUGGUUACUGAGACUAGAGUAGACAAUUGUAUUAUAAGCGAAAUAAAUCUAUAAGAUAAAUGUGAUUCCAAUAAA
Papilio polytes (common Mormon) is the source of this 715-nucleotide messenger RNA. It is a transcript of the gene COX4, whose product is annotated as cytochrome c oxidase subunit 4 isoform 1, mitochondrial. Gene Ontology annotation, biological process: mitochondrial electron transport, cytochrome c to oxygen. Lineage: Eukaryota; Metazoa; Arthropoda; Insecta; Lepidoptera; Papilionidae. The record is from RefSeq and is a predicted model, not a curated record. The transcript has 6 exons. The coding region runs from base 98 to 622 and encodes 174 amino acids.